AUGGGCUACCUUAGCGGAGUAAUAGCGGGAACUGCUUCGUACAGCAAAACUUUGAUUCUCGAUUCGUCCGGCAAUAUCAGCGGAAUUAAUAGCUUUGGAGCUUCUACUAUUACUGGAACGCUACAAACCGGAUCCCAACCCAAUAUAACGUCUCUCGGCUCUUUAUCAGGUCUUACGAUCGGUGGAAAUUUAUCGUUCAGUGGAUCAUCGCGCUCGAUAUCGAUAACAGGCACUUCAAGCUACAUCGAUUGUCGAGAAUAUCGCCAGAACGGGACUAUAUACGAUUUGGGCCUUCUUGAAUACAUAAACGGAGUUAGUUUUGGUACCGCAACGUCAAAUAAAUUCCUAUUAUGCGACUCAAGCUCGAAUAUCGGAGGCCUAAGUUCGGUAACGGCUACUACUCUGACCUGCACGAACUUGCGCCAGGGCUCGACGUAUUAUGACCUAUCAAGCUUUUUAACAUCUAUUCCGACUUCCCUCUCGCUCAAUAAUCUGUCAACGAGUGGGGAUAUCAGCUGCUCCGGCGUUAUCAAUGGGUUUUUAGCGUAUGGAAACCAAUCAGCUAUAACAACAGUAGGAUCGCUGACAGAGCUUGGGAUCAACUCUACAGCAACGAAUGAAUAUUUCUCGAUCACUGGUAGUGGAUUGGACUUUCUUGAUGGUUCUUACACACGAAUGAUGACUCUAACCGGGUCGAAUACGACUCCUGUUCAAUUCCAGAUCCAAGUCCAUAAUGGCAAUCGAUCAACCACAGCGAACGCGUCAUGGAUCGGGAACAUCACAAACAACGACCUCAGAUUUAGGGUCAAUAACUCGACGUCGAUGAUUCUAACUACCCCAGGUCGUCUUGGUCUUGGUACUACAAGUCCUUCAGCUCCGCUGCACGUCCCUGGCAGCAACAGCUUUGUAUUUGGAGCAGGCGGAACGACAGUGUAUCGCCUCAGAACUGAUAGUGGAGCUACAGAAUCCGCUCUUAGCCCGAUCACAUAUUCAGUAGCGGGUAUAUUCGGAGGAUACAUUGCCUGUACAGCCAUGGCGAUGACGAGCGACCGCAGAUUGAAGAGGAACAUUCAAUCGUGUCCGCUCGAACGCAUCAAACGACUCUACGAUAAUUGUGAUGUAGUUUUGUAUGAGUGGAUCGAAUCGGAUAAUAGACCUGGUCAAGAUGUGGGCCUCAUAGCUCAAGACCUUGUCUCAGCCCACCUAGCCGAUUUAAUCAGUGUUUUCUAUCGCGAUGAUAUUCAGGAAGGCGAAGACCCAUCGUUUGAACCUGCCAAAACACAACUUAACGUUGGUUACAGUCGAAUUGCAGCAUACAAUAUGAAAAUGAUUCAACAUCUCUUGGAUCGAGUUGAGGAAUUGGAAGCAAAGGUAUCAUCUCUAAUAUAG
Molecule: messenger RNA, 1389 nt
Organism: Phytophthora sojae
Lineage: Eukaryota; Oomycota; Peronosporomycetes; Peronosporales; Peronosporaceae
Exons: 1
Coding region: 1-1389 (462 amino acids)
Source: RefSeq, a predicted model, not a curated record